AUGGACUGGAUAGGGGCAGUGCUGCUGCUGCUACUAAGCAUCACCUGCCUACUGCUGGCGAAGGGAGCCCACAAGACCAAAGGUCGCCUGCCUCCAGGGCCCAGACCCCUGCCCCUGCUGGGUAACUUACUGCAGCUCCGAUCUAGAGACAUGCUGGCCUCACUCACGAAGCUGAGUCAGGAGUAUGGUCCUAUAUUCACUGUACACCUGGGCACUCGGCCCGUGGUUGUCCUAAGUGGAUAUGAGGCAGUCAAGGAGGCUCUGGUGGACAAGGCAGAAGAAUUUUCGGGACGUGGGGAGUAUCCAGUUUUUCAUGACUUCACAAAGGGCAAUGGCAUUGCCUUCUCCAAUGGGGAAAAGUGGAAGGUCUUGAGGCGAUUUUCCAUCCAGAUCCUUCGAAAUUUCGGGAUGGGAAAGAAAAGCAUUGAGGAGCGAAUCCUGGAAGAGGAAGCUUUCCUUCUGGAGGAACUGAAAAAAACUGAAGGUGCCCCCUUUGAUCCCACCUUCGUGCUCAGCCGCUCAGUGUCCAACAUCAUCUGUUCAGUCAUCUUCGGCUGCCGCUUUGACUAUGAAGAUGAGCGUCUGCUCAAGAUUAUCCAACUCAUCAAUGACAACUUUAAGAUCAUGAGCAGUCCCUGGGGGGAGAUGUACAACAUCUUCCCUGGCCUCUUGAAAUGGAUCCCAGGCCCCCACCACCGCCUCUUUCAGAACUUUGGGUGCAUGAAGGCCCUCAUCGACCACAGCAUCCAUGAGCACCAGGCCAGGCUGGACUCCAGCUGCCCCUUGGAUUUUAUUGAUUGCUUCCUUAUCAAGAUGGCCGAGGAAGCCCAGAGGCCGGAUAGUCACUUCCACAUGGAGACGCUGGUGAAGACAACGCACAACCUCCUUUUUGGUGGCACAGAGACCGUGGGCACCACGCUGCGCCAUGGCUUCUUACUUCUCAUGAAGUAUCCUCACAUUCAGGCCCGGGUACAGGAGGAGAUCGACCGCGUGGUGGGACUGGGGCGACGGCCGACCCUGGAGGAUCGCUCGGCCAUGCCCUACACGGAUGCGGUGCUCCACGAGGUACAGCGCUUCGCAGACGUCAUCCCCAUGAACUUGCCGCACCGAGUCACCCGCGACACGGCUUUCCGCGGUUUCAUACUACCCAAGGGCACUGAGAUCAUCACCCUCCUCAACACCGUUCACUACGACCCCAGUCAGUUCCAGACACCCAAUGAAUUCAACCCUGCCCACUUCCUGGACUUCAAGGAAGACUUCAAGAAGAGCCCGGCUUUCAUGCCCUUCUCUGCUGGGCGACGCCUGUGCCUAGGGGAACCUUUGGCCCGCAUGGAGCUGUUCCUUUACCUGACAGGCAUUCUGCAGAACUUCACACUACAGCCCCUGUGCCCCCUGGAGGAAAUCGAUGUGACCCCCCUCAGCUCUGGCCUAGGCAAUGUGCCUAGACCCUUCCAGCUCCGAAUGCUGCCCCGAUAA
Vombatus ursinus (common wombat) is the source of this 1476-nucleotide messenger RNA. Its product is annotated as cytochrome P450 2F5-like. Gene Ontology annotation, cellular component: intracellular membrane-bounded organelle; cytoplasm. Gene Ontology annotation, biological process: xenobiotic metabolic process. The coding region runs from base 1 to 1476 and encodes 491 amino acids. The record is from RefSeq and is a predicted model, not a curated record. The transcript is spliced from 9 exons. Gene Ontology annotation, molecular function: oxygen binding; oxidoreductase activity, acting on paired donors, with incorporation or reduction of molecular oxygen, reduced flavin or flavoprotein as one donor, and incorporation of one atom of oxygen; iron ion binding. NCBI's taxonomy places the organism in Eukaryota, Metazoa, Chordata, Mammalia, Diprotodontia, Vombatidae.